Morone saxatilis (striped sea-bass) is the source of this 532-nucleotide messenger RNA. RefSeq names its product fatty acid binding protein 10a, liver basic (gene fabp10a). The transcript is spliced from 4 exons. Gene Ontology annotation, biological process: fatty acid transport. Gene Ontology annotation, molecular function: fatty acid binding. The coding region runs from base 96 to 476 and encodes 126 amino acids. The record is from RefSeq and is a predicted model, not a curated record. Lineage: Eukaryota; Metazoa; Chordata; Actinopteri; Moronidae. Gene Ontology annotation, cellular component: cytosol; nucleus.
CUACAGUCACAUCCUCUACAUUGUGUUGAGCUUCACACAGCUGUCACAGCCUCCAGCCCACUUUGGUAAAGGAGAAUCCAGAUCUUCUAGAAAACAUGGACUUCAACGGAACAUGGCAGGUCUACGCCCAGGAGAACUACGAGGAGUUCCUCAGGGCAAUGGAACUUCCAGCAGAUGUCAUCAAGAUGGCCAAGGACAUCAAGCCAAUUACUGAGAUCAAACAGAAUGGCAAUGACUUUGUUGUCACCUCCAAGACCCCUGGAAAGACUGUGACCAACUCCUUUACCGUCGGCAAGGAGGCUGAAAUCACCACCAUGGACGGCAAGAAGAUCAAGUGCGUCGUCAAUCUGGAGGGUGGCAAACUGGUCUGCAAAACCGGCAAGUUCUGCCACAUCCAGGAGCUCAAGGGAGGAGAGAUGGUUGAGACUUUGAGCAUGGGCUCAACAACUCUCAUCAGGAAGAGCAAAAAGAUGUAACCUCGGCAGUGAAAGAAACCAAUGUCUAUUUAAAUAAAAAAAGAGUUGCUUAAUAA